AUGUCAGAGAAGGAGCUUGUUGAUCUGUGCCGUCAAUAUUUUGAUGCUAAACAAUCAAAUGACUCCUUGAAAGAUAUCAUGACCUUUUUUUCGAAAUUAAUCAAUGCUAAGCAAAUGAUUGAUAUUACACCACGGCUUAGGAAGUAUAUUCCGCGUUUAGUUGGUGUUCAAGAUGGUGUAUUACUAUCUUUUCUUACUUCUACUAUCAAUGGUUUGUCUCCUCAAGAUUAUGUUCCAACUUUAAAUCUUCAAACUAAUUUAUUAAAUCCGAAAGAACCAACGAAAUCACUUUCAGCACGUGCGCCACGUGGAAACAGACCACAAUCUUCAGAUUAUAGCUCAACUGUUGUUCCGAGACUUAAUUUACAAAAAAUUGAUUGCGUAGAUGACCUUGAGGUUACACAAAUUACAGUUCCUAAAACAUCCAGACCAAUUCCAAACGCUAAAACACUUAUUACAUCAAGAACAUCAAAAAGAAAUUCAAUAAUUCCAUAUUUACAACCUUUACCACCUCUUGAACAGAAAGAAGACUCAAUUCUUCCACAUUUAUACGUAUCACGCGAUCCUCAAUUCUAUAUCGGUAAAAAAGUAUCAGAAGAAUCACACGAAUAUCAUAUCAUUCCUCCAUCGUAUCCAGAGCAUUUAAUUGGCGAUAAAUUUACAGUUCUUACAUCAACAGGUGUAGUUAAGAUCGAUAAGACAGGUGGAACCGUUCAAGAUGUCGAUCAAUUUAUUCUUGAUAAUGAAAACACAGUAAUUGUCGAAAAUCAAAUGAUUAGCAAACGCAUGGCAUACAGAUCAUUCUAUCAUUGGAGAAUGAGACUCAGGGAAGUCAUUUUCGAUAAGAAAAUCGCGACUUUUGAUCAACAUUUCGCAAUUUCAAUACCAAUCUUCCAAAAAGCGAUGGAUAAGAUACGCCAAGAUGUUUUCCUAGCAACAAACGAUGCAGUUGUAUAUCCAGGACAGUUCGAUAUCGGUAAUGAUGAAGCAUCAUUCAAAUCUCUUCAGCAAGUUGCCAACCAAUCAAUAUUUGACAUAGAUAGAAAGAUUCAGCAACUCAAAGAAGAGGUCGGCAUGCAGAUAUCAGAGUCAUUCCGUAUAAUUAGAGCGGCAAAUGUAUUAAUCCAACUGGGUUUUGAUGAACUUAACUCAUUAAAUCAGUUACCUCCCUCAUUAAAACAGUUUUCUAGUGACCUUAAGUGGAGAGUUCCUUCAUUAUGGAGAGAAAAAAUGAGAGAAAAUAUGUUGAAUUACGAAAGGAAACUUGCAAGAGACAGACAGGUGUUUUUAUCAACAUUCUUCUCCAAAGUUAGAAUCAACUACAACGGAAUUCUCAUCCUAAAGUGUAAGGAAAUGCUUAUGGGUUAUUUGGACCGUUUCCUCGCUGAACCAAAAAACCGUCGUAAACCUCACAAAAUUGUUGCCGAAUUCAAUGAAGUGAGUGGACUGAUUACGAUUACACCAACUAAAGCGGAAUUUACUCAAUGGUUCUCAAAUACAUUGAAUGCCAUCAAAUCUGCCUUUUUCCAGAAUUUGGAAAAAAUUUGGUCGGAUAUUAUCCUCGAAGCUGAUCCAAACUACGAGUAUACCAUCGAGAAUCCAUUCGAAGUUCUCGAGAGAUACCAAGAUUUCACAGAUGAUAGGUCAGAAGCUUUAGAUUCAAUAACUGAUGCAUUUAAUUUCUUUGAAAACGAAAUUAGUCAUCAGCAAACAUUCUUCACAACAAUGAUGACCAAACUCAAUGAAGCUUCCAAGUUCGAUGACCUCAGAAACAUUGACAAACUCGAGAUUCUUUUGCAUAAUUUGCAAAAAUCAAGAGAAGACAUGUCAAAACGACCAAAGAACAUUUUCCAUAAGGCAAAGAACGCUCCUGAAGGCAUGAGUGAUUUCAUAGUUUCAUUCUCUGGUGCUGUAGACUCAAUCAUUAACUACUACAACAGGGAAUGCAACAAUUUGAAGAUGAGAGUUCUCAACGAAUUAAAUGUUUUGUUUUCCGAAAUCCAAGACAAAUGGAGUGCUGUCAAAGACACAAAGAUCACAAGAUUGGAUGCAAGAUCUCUUGAAGCAAAGACACUCCAGUAUUCUUUGCUUUGUGAUUCGUUUUGCGGAUUCUGGACUGACGCGUUUAGUGACGUCAAAGCAUCAUUUGACACAGUCAUGAAGAUGUACAGACAACUCUCUGAUAAAUGCAGAUACACACAUGCAGGAGCUGCAAAACACUUCAACAAAGUUGCAGAGACACUUGGAUUGGGCGGUGUUCCUCUAGUUGAAGAAGAAGAGGAAGAGGAAUAUUACGAGGAAGAAACAGAAUACGAAGAUUAUAGUGAUGACUAA
Trichomonas vaginalis G3 is the source of this 2334-nucleotide messenger RNA. RefSeq lists its product as uncharacterized. The transcript has a single exon. The record is from RefSeq and is a predicted model, not a curated record. The coding region runs from base 1 to 2334 and encodes 777 amino acids. NCBI's taxonomy places the organism in Eukaryota, Parabasalia, Trichomonadida, Trichomonadidae.